AUGUGCAUGCUAAUGACACCAACCACCAAGAGAUCCAUCGAUACAAUCAAUGUCACCGACGAUGAAGAAUCACUCAGGUGCCGAAAGAGACAACGGCAAUCCAUAGCUAGAAAUGUCAUCUUUGCAGAACAAUCUCCAAGAACCAUCGAGUUCGAGAAGAUUGACUGUGACUCAAAAGCCAAUGUUUGGUAUUCGAAAGAAGACUUUCAAUUGUUUCAAUUCGAACGAAUCCUAAGUGUCCAAUGCUUGCAACGAGUUGUUGCAGGAGACAAGACACCCUUAGACCCCGAAGUCGUUUGCUUCCGCGGCCUAGAGCCUUACCGAAGUGAACAGCGACGAGAGAAGUUCCUUCUCCGUCGCCAAAACCAUGUCUCUACCAUCCUUGAGGAACAAGAUCGCCAAGUAGCGGAAGGGGUUGAAGAACCUGAAGCGUUCCGCGCGAUUGUGGAAGCUGAAACUCACAACAGCCUCAAAAUUGCUCAAUAUCAAGCGUUGGUAGAUCAACACGAAUCUGGCCUUAAGAAAAUUGUACAAAAGAACAAGGUCCAGACUACAAUUACCAGUACAAACGACAACAACAACAACAACAACAACGCUCCAAUCAUCGAAGACAACUCACCAGUUCUCGCUCCAUCGCAACAAACAGUUGCUAUUCGAGCCGCAUAA
This is a messenger RNA of Cylindrotheca closterium, 666 nucleotides long. The record is from the annotation of a GenBank genome assembly. Lineage: Eukaryota; Bacillariophyta; Bacillariophyceae; Bacillariales; Bacillariaceae.